CGGACCAAGACCAGGUGCAGAAGCAGACGAUUAUGUCAGUUCAGUACUUGUUAACUGUAAUGAGGAAAUGUGAUUAUGGCAAUGCUUGAAUCGGUUUGUGUUUGUGAAAAUUUUAAAGUUACAAGUGAUAAACUGUGGAGAAGUGAUAACCCAAUGUCUCCAGAAAGAAUAAGACAUGUUCCACCAAAUACUGAUACGGUUCAAACCAAACCGUUUCCAAUUAGAGAGCCAAGAGGUUUCAGAUCCAAAGUGCUCAUUGAAAUGUGGGAGAGAGCUAACUACGUGAACAGUCCCCAUGUGAUAUGUAUGGUUGGUCUGCCUGCACGGGGCAAAACAUACAUCGCUACAAAGCUAUCAAGAUACCUAAACUGGAUAGGGAUCAACACUAAGGUUUUCAACCUUGGAGAAUACAGACGCCACUGGACCUCAAACGGGAGUCUAGAUUCCUACCGAGAGGAAGUGAUUAAUUGCAGAUCUGAAAAUGUGUUCAACUUGGGAGAGUAUCGAAGACAUGCUACAACAGCCUACAAGAGCCAUGAGUUUUUCCGUCAAGAUAACGAGGAGGCAAUGGCCAUCAGAACACAGUGCGCCAUCAACGCACUUAGUGACGUCUGCACCUGGCUGGAGAACGGCGGAGAAGUGGCCGUUUUUGAUGCAACAAACUCCACGAUAGAAAGGAGACAAAUGAUUCACAACAUUGUUGUCAAAAAGAUGGGAUACAAGCUGUUCUUUGUGGAAUCCGUCUGUGAUGAUCCGUCUAUCAUUGAGACCAACAUCAUGGAAGUAAAAGUGAACAGUCCAGAUUACAAGAAUAUGAACACUGACAAAGCGCUGCAAGACUUUCUGCAACGUAUCGAGCAUUAUCAGGAGAGGUAUGAGCCUCUAGAUGAACAGCUGGAAACGUCACAGAGCUUCAUGAAGAUCUACAACACAGGGGAGAAAGUGGUUGUACACAAACACGAAGGUCACAUACAGAGUCGCAUUGUCUACUAUCUGAUGAACAUCCACAUCGUACCUCGCACCAUCUACCUAACUAGGCAUGGAGAGAGCGAGCAAAACUUGGAAGGUCGUAUUGGAGGAGACAGCAACCUAUCACACCGUGGUCGCCAAUACGCAGACUCCCUCUCUGCGUACAUCGCGCAGCAGGACAUUCCCGGUCUGCGUGUGUGGACAUCAUGGCUGAAACGUACCAUACAGACUGUUGAGAAAGUGAUAGCGCCACAGGAACGGUGGAAAGCUCUUAAUGAGAUUGAUGCGGGUAUCUGUGAGGAGAUGACGUAUGAGGAAAUUGCAGAGAAGUACCCUGACGACUUUGCUGCUCGAGACCAAGCAAAGUUCACUUAUCGCUACCCUCGUGGUGAGAGUUACGAGGACCUUGUUGCUAGGCUUGAACCUGUCAUUAUGGAGUUGGAGAGGCAAGGCAAUGUGUUGGUGGUCAGUCACCAGGCUGUCAUUCGCUGUCUGCUUGCUUACUUCCUGGACAAGUCUGCAGAUGAGUUGCCGUAUCUACAAGUUCCACUCCACACAGUUAUCAAGCUGACACCUGUCGCAUACGGCUGCAGAGUGGAGCAUAUCAAUCUGGGAGUCGAAGCUGUCGACACUCACCGAGCCAAACCUCCCGGCUACAAAGAAGACCCCUAGCGAAGAAGGCCCUAAAGAGGAAAAUGGCCUCGUUUAGUGGCCGAAACAAACACACCUCCCGCAUUAACGUUAUAAUUUUUCAUUAGAAAUCGUAUGUUUUGUAAAUAUCAGUGCUGGAUAUGCAGGGAUAUUUGUUUUGUUAAUUUAAGUCGGAUGAAAAGGUUUGAAACCAAAUGUUAAUUUGAAUGUUGUUACCUAAUCCAAUAAAUAUACUUUUUCAAAUGUAAUUUAAAAUUAUAAAACUCCUUAAUGAUAACUAGGGUUUUUAAAUAAAUCUUAAAAUUGGGGAAACGCCGUGAAUGGUGUGACUAUAUGAUAAAUUCUUGUGAUUAAUUGAUAGUAACCGUUUGAAUGAAAAUCCUUAACAUUAUGUAAAAUAGGUAAUUUUGUAUUUUGAAUUUUAACACUCUCUUUGGUGCUACACAAACAUACAAUGAUAACAUUCAAACACAUUAAUUCAAUUGCCUUGUAUUCCUGAAAUGUACUGAUUAAAAGGCUAUUGCUUCAUUAAUUAACUUCAUUGUUAAUUAUAUAGUUUUAGGUAUUGGUAAAAUAUUUAUUUGUCAGUCCAGUGUAAAUCCGUGCAAUAUAAGCUAGAUCAAUGUACUUCAUUUCAGUGUUGGCUCAAAGUGGAUGUGUAUACUAUACAUAUUGGGCAAAAUAUCACAAAAUUGUUUUGUAUCACUGACUUAAUGUAAAUUGUUGUUAUUGUACGAAAAAUACAUAACGGUUUGUAUCCUACUCUAUGCAUAAUGUUCUCAAGAAACAUGUGUUGUGAUAAUUUUGGUGCUAUUAAACACAAGUGACAUUUAUUUAUUGUUUUAUAUGAAAUUAAGCUAGUUACUCUUGACAAUCAAAAUUACUGUCAAUGUAUAUUACAUGUUUUAUAUUGACUAGUAAAAAAGAGUGCAAUAUUUUGAACAUUUUACCAAAACAGUUUAUAAGUAAUUCUUUGUUUAUCUUUAAGUAUAUUAUUUCCAUUUUUUUUUUAAAUUUGAUUUUAGUUAAACUUUAGAAGUUCUUUAAUUUUAAAGCUGUGUGAACAAGGUUUAUUUUCUGAUAUGUUUAGUAUUUCCACCCAAAAUUUUCAUGUAAAGUCUGUUUGCUAAGCAGCUGGCAGAGAGUCGGUCCUACUCAUGACACAAACAGCCCUCACACACAGACGCAAGGGACCAUUGACGUGCCAUGUGAGCCAUCACUGGCUCAUAGAGAUUUAAUAUUCUUUUUUUAUAUUUUUAACUUUGUUAUAAUAGUAUAUUUCAUCACUAGGGCCUAAAGUGACUCUUUUCAACCCAAGCUCGAGGUCGGAAAAUGAGCGAAGAUUGAAAAGAAACUUAUUGCCCGUGUGAUGAAUUAUAUGUUUCAUCAUAUUGCACCAAACAAACUAUGUUACAAAACUAAAAUAGUUUUCAUUUAAAGUGAACCUCUCAAAACUACUUCAUACUUGUUUUCUUUCAAUUUAAUUGGCUAAUGGAAUCAAUCAGCUGUUUAGUAAGUGAUUCAUUUGUUUAGUCUAUUACGAUUGUGUUAGUGUACAUUAUACCAUCAAUAUGUCAAAGUAUUUACAAUAAGCCAACAAUUAACUACAUUCGAUUAAACAAUCAAUACAUCAUUCCGAUACAUACAAUUUUUUUCAUCAAAAUUUACUAAUGAUUUGACUACAGCUGAUUUUUACUCUCUAGGGGCUAAAACGCUUCUUACUUAGAGAGUAAAAAUCCUACUUUAGACCCGCAACGCAUGCGUUAAAAACGGCUCUUUUGCUGCAGUAUGACAAAAAACAAAUCGAUACUUUUGACUAAAGCUCAAAAUGAUAAGUAAACUGAUACCAAACAAUAUUUUGCUUAAAUAAUCUAGAGGUUAUUAACAUUUUCAUCCCGAUUCUAAAAACUACUUGUCAUAGUCACUUCUUCGUGUUUGGGCUCACUUUUUAUGGAAUCAAACUAAAAAUGCAGUAACUCACGGCAUUUCAUUGUUUACCUAACAUGAAACUAAUUGUGAUUUUGAGGUAUCAUACAAAAGGUGUAUUUUAGGUUAUAUUUCUAGGUAGUGAAGGCAAUCGGGCCUUUCAGGUAAUUAGGUAGGUAAUCAACUCCCUUGCUGGUAGGGCCGAGCUCGCUGUACUCACUGAGCAAACAGACUAUAAUUUCUGAGCCCAUUUUUGUUAAGGAGCUCAAUUAAUUUAUGUUUAUUAAUUUAUGUUUAUCCUGAUGUUAAGAAACUAAUAAAAUGAAACUAUUCAUUAUUGAUACUGAUUAUAUAAUAGAUCACAUGGUGGGGAUAUUGUCCCUUAUGAGUUUAUCUCUUCUUUUUAUUGAUUGGGUUUUUGUUUGUUAAUUGUUUUGUUAACUCUUAGAGAUAACCGGCUGUACUUAAUUUACAUGUUUUGCGCAAUAGAAGUUUAAUUUCUUUUUCAAGAGCUAAAUCUUUUUCAAACAAUGUUUAGGCUAAUGUUUGGUCUUCUUUAGUGGUCCUAAAUGAUUUUUAGUCAUAAUAUUAUGUUCCUUACAAAAUUUACCUAACUAAAAAAUAUGAUCUCUUUUAUUGAGUAUUAGCUGCCUAAUUUUAAUUAUUUUAGAAAUCUUUGACUAUAAUUAAUUAAAUAAUUGCUCAGAUAUGUUAUAGUCUUGAAUGUAAUACAGUUGUGGUUAUGGUAAGACAACUUAUUUAAUAAUUUUAUGUAAUCAUCAGAGUAGUUUAAGGUUUUUCUUUGUUUGA
Messenger RNA from Macrosteles quadrilineatus (aster leafhopper), 4356 nucleotides. RefSeq names its product 6-phosphofructo-2-kinase/fructose-2,6-bisphosphatase-like. Gene Ontology annotation, biological process: fructose metabolic process; fructose 2,6-bisphosphate metabolic process. Gene Ontology annotation, molecular function: 6-phosphofructo-2-kinase activity; ATP binding; fructose-2,6-bisphosphate 2-phosphatase activity. The record is from RefSeq and is a predicted model, not a curated record. The transcript has 12 exons. Bases 76 to 1641 code for a protein of 521 amino acids. Gene Ontology annotation, cellular component: cytosol. NCBI's taxonomy places the organism in Eukaryota, Metazoa, Arthropoda, Insecta, Hemiptera, Cicadellidae.